Molecule: messenger RNA, 3206 nt
Organism: Tigriopus californicus
Lineage: Eukaryota; Metazoa; Arthropoda; Copepoda; Harpacticoida; Harpacticidae
Product: fas-binding factor 1 homolog
Exons: 9
Coding region: 137-2893 (918 amino acids)
Biological process (GO): cilium assembly; establishment of epithelial cell polarity
Cellular component (GO): centriole; ciliary basal body; ciliary transition fiber
Source: RefSeq, a predicted model, not a curated record
UUCCCUAAUUUCGAAGAUAUUCAAGGAAUAUUUCAUAAUCAACAAAUGAGGGCACACCAUGAUGAAAGUUGUGAACAGGUAUAAUGUCUUGGAAUCUACUUUCUCAUAGUGGUAUUAUGAAAACUCUAUCGCAAAGAUGCCUAAAAGUGAUAUCUCAGAUGUAGACGAUGACGAGUUGGCUCAAAUGCUAGAGGUGAGCAUCGCCUUAGUUUACAAUUACAACACAUUUUUCAUUCUGUAUGUGAACUUUCAGGGAAUCGACUUUUCAGAUGAUGAACGCGGGAAAAAACAAAAAUCAAGCAAGCCAAGCCCUCAAAUAAACCAAAGCAAGGAUAAUCAGCUUUCAAAGGAUACAAAACCACAAGAAGUCCCAACACAAGAAUUUAAGUCUAAAUCAGUGAGGGAUAUUUUUGGUAUUGAGAAGAAACCCAAGUCACAAAUUCAGUCAGAACCUAAACCCUCUCCUACCCCCGUCCAAACCACCACGGACGAAGUGAAAGAUCGAGUGCCAGCCAUGGAUCGUCCGACCAGUGGGAGACGUCGAAACCCUAAUCCUGUGACAUUUGAUGACGAUGUUGAUGAUCUUCUUGGGGACUCCGGUUCAAAGCCCGCUCCGCCCUCCAAACCUAGCGCAGGUCCCAAACCAUCUGCGAAACCCAGUAGCAGUUUUAUGGAUGACCUUUUCGGGAAGAAAGAACCAUCUGAAAAGACGACCGAGCCGAAAAAAGAAUUCACAUUGGAGCCUAAGUACAAAACGGGACUUGAUGCGAGUGCCAAAUCUAAACCAAAAGCAGAUACCUUUGAGCUCUCUACGAAAGCUGAACCCAAACUAGGAUCGAUUUCAGAUAGGGGUAGACGACGUAGAGAAGGAGCACCUUCACUUGCUCCCACGAAACCAGCAUUAGAUUUGGAUAACGAUGAAGCAUUAUUCAAAGGAACUUCUUGGGCCUCCAAACCACCUACUACUAGUGCCACACCUCUAGUACAACCUCCUCCUAGUGUGCAAAUGCCCACUCAAAGUGCACCAGUUCAAAGUGCACCAAUUCAAAGUGCACCCAUGCCAAUAGAGACACAGCCUUUACCUUGGAUGCAAGGAAAUGUGACAGUUCCACAUGUUGCUCCGGUUCCAACGGUAGCAAGUGUUCCACAAAUCUCCGAGCCUAAUCCAGUCAAUCAGCAAGUCAUUCAGGCUUAUCAGCAUCAACUCCAGCAAAUGCAGGAGUUGGAACGUCAGCAACAGGAACAAUUUCAAAGGGAUUUAGAAGAACAACGACGAUUGCUCCAAUCCAAACAAAAUGAACACAAAGCAGUCUUGUAUCAACAGCGUUCCAUGUGUCAGGAUCAAGUCAAAACUUUGCAGGAGAAACAACAUACAAUUCUGAAGCAACAACAAGCCCAAACUGAAAUCCUCAUGAAACAGAUCCAGGCCCAAAUGGAAUCGGAACUCAGGAUCAAGAAUGAUUUGGUCAGAAACCAGUUGCAAAUCUUGAGCGAGAUCCAAAUUCAGCACCCGGAACAAGUGAUUGAUUUAGCAGGAUUGGUUCAACAGAUCAAAGAUCAAAAGACUGUUCCAGGAACACAUUUGGAAUCAAUUGUGCCGGUUGCAAAUCGAGAUCAAGAGACCAAAGAAGAGUUGGAACACUACUUUCGGCGAAGAGAGGAUCGAAUUCGGCAGAAUCACUCCGAGGAGGUGGAAGAUCUGGAGAAGAGGAUUGGGGAUCUCGUGGUCAAAUCAAAGGAAGAUCACGAGAGUUUUAGGACGGAGAUUGAAGUGGAACGACAACGGAGACGUCAAAUGCUACAAGACCAGACUGAGGAGCACCAGGAGGCAAUCCAGAUGCUCCGAUCUGAAUACACCAUCGCCUUGGAUCGUAUUCGAGACCUCAAAAGGUUCGAGGUUGACGCCCAGAAGGAUGCAGAAAGGUCUUCCAAAUCCGUUCAAAUUCUUCUAAAUCAAGUGACGUCCAACACCAAAGACUUGGACCACCUUCAUGACAAAGUCGAGGAUAACCUGUCCAAGCAUAUUGAUGUCCGUGAAGAGCUUUUGAAGCAAAAAGAUGCCCAAAUUUCAGGACUUCAGGCCAAGAUCCAAGAAAAGUCUGAAGAAUUUGCCAAUGAACUGAAAAUGGAAAAGGAAAAAAUGGCCAAAUUGGAGGCUGAAUCUAACGAACGGGAACUAGAUUUGGAGAGACGAGCCUCUGGAUUAGCCCGAUUGGAAAUCGAGCUGGAGAGUAAGCAGCUGAAAUUCGAAGCCAAUCAAGAAAUUGAGAGAAAACGUAUCUUAGAAGAGAAGCGGAAAAUCCAGGAUCAAAGACAACUCAUUGAGACGGAGCGGCGCAACUUCCAAAGGAUCAUUCUCGAGGAAAGUGAGCACAUGGCGACGGCAAAGGCCACUGCGUUCAUUCAUCAAAACCUGGCCAAACCUCAGCCCUCUCAGAAUCCCGGCAUGGCCACGUCAAAGAGACCUCAGAGGACUCUUGACUCUCUGAUGGGUCAGCACCUUUCAGAGGAUCCACUACCAAAUACCGGAUCAGAUCUGAGCGAAAUGGACUUGCGUGGGAUGAUCAAUGCACUGGAGGGAGAAAGAGCGAAGAAUCAAGACCAGAGGUCCAAGAUUCAGGAGCAUAAAAAGAUGCUCAAGGAAGAAUGGAAGCGAAUCAAGGACGAACGAAAGACCAUCUUGGAGGCAGUCAAAAAAUUGGGGGAGGCGGAAAAACGAUUCGCGCAAAAGCUCAACGAGAUUGAAGACAUCACUCAGAGUUGUGUGGAAUUGAGACAAGAGAGCCGGCGCUGCUUGGAGAUGGCUCAACAAUUGGGUGACCAAAGGUCUGAGUCCAAACGAGCUUUGCACCACCAAUUGGAGCAGAUCCAGAGGAAAGAGGCCCAACUCUAGGAAACCAGACGUAAUCUCAUUCAAGAGCGCAAACGUCUGUGGAACACCCGUAGUUCCAUCUUUUGCUCCAAGUGUCAGCACGAUCUGACAAAUGGCCUACAUGAAGAGAGCCAACCCGAGUAUUCCAAAUCAAUGAGGCCUCGCCCAAACCGAACUGCCGCUGAUGGUCAGAAUAGUAGCGCCUCCCAGCUAGCCAGUUGGAAACAGGAAGCAGCCCUCGACCAAAUGUAUCUAGCCCAAGAGUCCCAAUAUUUGCAAAGUCUUCAACCCACGUGACCCGAAAUAAAUGUUUAUAUCCUUUUUAACCUUCUCA